This is a messenger RNA of Spirodela intermedia, 12152 nucleotides long. NCBI's taxonomy places the organism in Eukaryota, Viridiplantae, Streptophyta, Magnoliopsida, Alismatales, Araceae. The record is from the annotation of a GenBank genome assembly.
AUGGAGAAUGCUGCAGUGGCCUCGGAGACAUCCGUCCGCCGAUCGGUCGGUUGUUCCCCCUUUCUCUUCUUCUGGUUUUCUCUUUCUCCUCUGAUUUCGGCCGCAGGAGUCGUAUCUGCCCUUGAAUUCCUUCCUAACUGAUCUGAUUGUGGGGUGCUCGGUGUCCAGAAGAGAGGUAGGGUUUUGGAAGCGGCGACCGCCGAGGGCGUGCCGAGCAAAUCGAGUGGUUCGGUUGUGGAGAGGUCCGCAAGAAACGCCCGGGAGCAGCAGGACCAAGGUUCUGGCGACGACUCUUUUGACGAUGACGACACCGUCCCCGAUGAGGAGCCCACGCUGAGACCGAAGCGGAGGCGGGGUGCUGGAUACGGCGCCGCGGGAGUGGGGAGAGAGGACUUGAAUUUGAUGGGUAUUGCUCGUGCUUCCCGCUUCUUCUCUCGGCAGAACACGUUUCGCGAUUUUUAACUUUUUGGCAUUUGUGCUUCUGCCCUUCUGCGCUGAAAACUUGUACAGAAGUUGUUAAAAGUGACGGGAAGCUGAUCCAUGUCGCGGUCAAACAAUGGGUUGAAAGGUAUGAGAAAAAUGCAAUAUCUGCCAUGGGCGAGCUCUUGAUGAUGCUUUUCGAGGUGAUCUUCUUCCGUGACGUUCCUUUUUCCUUUGUUUUUGUCUUCGAAUUUUUUUGCUGACCUGCCUACGGGUGCAAACAGGCUUGUGGAGCCAAGUAUGAACUCGAUGCUGACUCCCUUGAUGAGACCGAUGUUGAUGAUGUUGUGCUGGCACUUGUGGAACUCGCCAGGAACGUAUCCUUCAGUAGCUAAAGCCAUUUCUCUGAAUCUUUUGUGUGCAUUUGCUCAGAGCGUGUGGGACCCUACCAUGUUUUUUGCGUUUCAUCCAUAGACUGAGACUUAACUCAAAAUGGUACCCAGGGUGAAGUGGAAGAUCUCUACAAUUCAAAGCUAAAGGAACUCAGGAAUUUCAAGGAAAACCUUUCAAGUUUCUGGGAUAACUUAGUUCUUGAGUGCCAGAAUGGGCCACUAUAUGACAAGAUUUUGUUUGAGAAAUGCAUAGACUAUAUCAUUGCAUUGUCAUGGUCUGUCCACUCUUCCCUCUUGUCUGUAAUACAUUUGUUAAUAUGAUAGCUAAAUUCAGUUUUUUACCACUAUACUUCAACAUCUCUAACAUCAGUUUUCACCUUCGCUACGUUUUUAGCACUCCUCCACGAGUUUACCGUCAAGUGGCAUCAUUGGUGGGUCUGCAACUUGUAACAUCAUUUAUAGCUAUUGCUAAAACAUUGGGCACACAACGGGAAACUACACAACGGCAGCUGAAUGCUGAGAAGAAAAAGCGAAAUGAUGGUCCUCGUGUUGAGUUACUUAACAAAAGGCUGUCUGCAGCUCAUGAGAAUAUAAAUGUUUUGGAGGAAAUGAUGCGAAAAAUAUUUACAGGGUGAGUAUCUCUGAGAUUAUUGUUUCUUUCGAUGGAUUAUUUUUUCUUCUCAAGUUUUCACUUUUUAUGUUUUUUCUCAAAUUUACCUGAAAAUUUUGCAUGAUCAUGUGUAGGCUAUUCAUGCAUCGUUAUCGAGAUGUUGACCCCAGUGUCCGGAUGUCAUGCAUCAAAGCUCUUGGUGUCUGGAUAGUAUCAUAUCCAUCACUUUUUUUGCAGGACUUAUACUUAAAAUAUCUUGGUUGGACACUAAACGAUAAAGUAAGUUCUGUUUGUCCAAGUUAAAUUCUUGAUAUAUAGAUAUAUAUUUUUUCCUGUUGCUAACCUGGAUGUCUAUGCACUACUGAAGAGUGCAGUUGUCAGAAAAACAUCUGUCCUUGCUUUGCAAAAUCUUUAUGAAAUCGACGAUAAUGUGCCAUCACUAAGCCUCUUCACUGAAAGGUUUUGUAACCGAAUGAUCGAGCUUGCUGAUGACAUUGAUGUUUCUGUGGCUGUGUCUGCAAUAGGUCUUUUGAAACAGUUGUUGAGGUAUUUAAACUCUCAAUUUUUUUUGUCUCUGCCAUGUAUUUCUUUUAAUGGUGUAACUGAAUACUCUCUGAUUUUCCCAGGCACCAGCUCUUGACAGACGAUGAAUUGGGUCCGCUGUAUGAUUUACUUAUAGAUGAGCCACCCUUGAUAAGGCGUGCCAUUGGAGAGCUAGUGUAUGAUCAUUUGAUUGCUCAGAAAGUCAGUGGUGCACAAUCUGCGUCCAGAGGUAAUUGCUGGAAUUUAUUUGCAGAAGCCGUUGGCGCUUUUAUUUCACGUCACAUGCUUAUUGUUGUCGUGGUUUUUUUUGGCAGGGGAAGAUGAUGAAUCAUCUGAGGUGCAUUUGGGAAGAAUGUUGCAAAUACUUCGAGAAUUUCCCACUGAUCCCAUCUUGAGUGCCUAUGUAAUUGAUGAUGUUUGGGAUGAUAUGAAGGCUAUGAAAGUAUGGUGCAUCAUAUUUCACUUCUUAGUUGUCUUGACUAACAUAAUGAAAAUGAUGAGAUGAGUGUAUUUUUUUAAGAAAUUAUCUUUGUUCGAUAUCAAUUAUUUUUUUUCUUGGUUUUUUCAUCACUUACUGAGUUUAGUUUCAAAAACUUAUGUUUCUUCAAAUCGAUCCUCAUAUUUCUUGUAGGAUUGGAAAUGCAUCGUUUCUAUUCUCCUUGAUGAGAACCCUAUGAUUGAUCUUAAUGAUGUUGAUGCGACAAACCUUGUUAGACUUCUUUAUGCAUCUGCCAAGAAGGCCGUUGGGGAGAAGAUUGUUCCUACCACUGAUAAUCGAAAGCCAUACAGCAAUAAAGCUCAAAAGGUAUGCACUCUUUUUUAAUGUAAGUACUGAAAAAUGUUAUGUCUCUUUUAUAUUUGGGGAGAAAACAAUAUAUUUGGGAAGAAAAUGUACAUUUUUAUGUCUCUUUUAAUAUAUUGUUUUGUUGGAGACCAUUGUGUUUUCAUUGUUGUUGAAAACGGUAAUUAGUUAUCCCUGUUUUAUUAUGCUUUUUUGUUUUUCAUGCAUUAAAAGGAAUUUUUUGAGAUAUGUAGAGUGAGGGCACUAUCUGCUCCAGGACAACUUAGAGUGUUCUUCUCCUGUUGGAAAAUUUAUGUCUCAUUCUAGGUUUUAUGACACCUGAUUUCCGCCUUUAGACUUUUCUUGUUCUAGUUCCUUAUGGAGUGAUCUCUUUCUAUAAUAUUAUAAGUUUGAAGGGCAGAACUAGAAUAACCUAUGAGUUUUCUAGUUUAUUCCUUGUAAUGCCAUGUCAGAUUAUGCCAGUUGCCGCAGUUAUUUUCUUGUUAGCAUAUGGUGGAGUUCCUCUUGUUUAUGACUUUUCCACUUCAAAGCUAGUAAUUCAGGAAGUUUAUCUGAUUACAAUAGUGAAGCAGCAUGCUGUUGGUUAUUACAGCAUUAGCAGGAAGUCUGUUUUCGUUUUUCCAAGCAGAACAUGGGGAAAUCAUCCUACUGCUUUAUGAUACAUAUGGUGGUACGACUGUAGACUUUUGCUCAAAUUCUUACUUGCUUGUUAUCACAUUUCUCAGGAAGCGCUAGAAAAUAAUAGGCGUGAAAUAACUUCAGCCAUAAUGAAGAGCUACCCGCAUCUUCUACAAAAAUAUAUUGCAGAUAAAGCUAAGGUUUCACCCUUGGUUGAGAUUGUUGUCCUUCUGAAAUUGGAGCUGUAUACUCUAAAGAGACAGGAACAGGUACCUUGUCGCCAUUUGCAUUGUUGGCCUGCCUGUUUCUCACAUUUCUGGCUGAUUUGUUGUUUUUUUACCUUCUCCAGAAUUUUAGAACCAUUCUCGAGCUUAUUUUUGAUGCAUUCUUUAAACAUGGCGAGAAGGAUGCACUGAGGUCAUGCAUUAAAGCUAUCACCUUCUGUUCCAGUGAAAGUCAAGCUGACCUCCAAGAUUUUGCUCAAAAUAAGUUAAAGGAACUUGAGAAUGAGCUGGUAACAAAGCUUAAAAUUGCCAUGAAAGAAGUAGCGGUACGGGGAACAUAUCCUUUACUCUGUUUUAGACUCAUCAAUGAGUAUUCGAUAAUGUAAAAUAUGCAUUUGCAGAUGGGAGCAGAUGAAUAUUCCCUUUUAGUUAACUUGAAGCGCCUGUAUGAAGUUCAACUGACCAAGUAUGUUGCAAGUGAUGGCUUAUUUGAAGAUUUGACAAAUACCCUUUCAGGUUUGAGUGACACCGGUGAUGAGGUAUGAACUAAAUAUUUGCAAGCAUAUGUGAAGGAUUAAUUUCUGAGUUUCUCUCUGAUGAUCAUGUGUCCUGUUAUCCAGGUUAUGGCCUUUCUUCUUCUCAACAUGUACUUGCAAGUAGCUUGGUGUUUGGACUCCAUCGAUGGUGAAAAUCCCAAUGAUGCAUCAGUUCUUGCGGUUCUAUCGAAAAGGAAUACCUUAUUUCAACACCUGGAGAGGUUUUUGAAUUCCCUUUCUGAUGUUAAAGGGAAGGGUAGGAAUUUACUUGCUUCCAGGGUAAGGUUCCGAUGAGAUAGGCCAUGUAGAUAGUAUUUGCACUUUUUCCUAAGAUAACAUUUCCAUGGGAUAAUUUGAACCCUCUAUUUGCGUAGAUCAGCAGUUUCUAAGCUGAUUUGCUUUACUAGGAUCGGAUUUGGCUUCCCCAAUCUGUUUUGACAGGAACCUGACCCCCUGAAAGUUAAAACAAGUAGAAAGAUAACUCGCUGGAGAGUGGCUGAUCUCAGUUCUGCUAGAUAAAACAAUGGAUUGGCUGAUUCUUAGCUAUGCUUGACCUUUUGUGGCAUUUUCGUUCGAUGCUCAGGCUUUGCUGUUUGUCAGCAGGUCUGUCACCGUUGAUGGAGAAGAAAAUGAGGAAGAAGAGUAUUCCAAGAAAAGAAAAGGAAAAAAACGCGUUGAAUUGAGGGGAAAAUAAAUCAAAAAUAAAUUAAAAUCAAAUUCCAUCAUUCACCACUUCUUCUUAUCGUCUGCUUUCUGCUUGUUGUCAAAUGUUGAUAGCCGUGAACCAAAUCAUCCCCUCCCCUGCCAUCCUUCCUUGCAGAGAACGUAGUGAGAAUCAGAGGAAAGGGGGGGGGUUUGACGACCGUAAGGUUGCUAUAAUAUUUUUAGUGUGAGUCUCAUUUUAAUGAAUCUUGAAAUUUCUAUUAUUUUCUCAUGAAAUUUCAUAACUAUUCCAUCAAAAUUAUUAUAAUAUUUGUUUUUUUGUGUGAAGUGUCAUCUCCUCCUGUACCAGCUGUUUUGUCUGAUUCAAUACAAUCUGCAUUGGGACCAGACCUGGCUGAUCAGAUUCUGAUUCUCAGAUUCUUGUACCUUUUGCUCCAAAUAAAUUGAAGACAAACUUAGGGUAUCGAUAUAUUUCCUUUAUUUUAAUGAUGAUGAUAUAUAUAUAUAUAUAUAUAUAUAUAUAUAUAUAUUAGUGAUGUUGAUGGAUGAGGAUGAAAAAUCAGAGGAAUGUAUGGACAGAGGAAGAGGGAGGUUGGUGAGAGAGCUGAUUAUAAGUUGCAUGAUUGAUAUUAUCUGUCUGAACAAAACCAACAGUGUGGAGCGAGUGACUUUUCACGUGUGGUGUUAGAGGAGGUUGGCUCUGUGGUGUUAGAAUGUGGCUUUGGGUGGGAUGUCCAUGGGAAUCAUGGUCAUAUGGGUCACUUUUCACGUGUUGGAGUUAACCCAAUUUAGAGAGGUAAGGAGACAAGCUCUCUCUCUUACCUUUAUGAAAAAAACAUUUUUGGGAAUGCCUAUUGGUAACCAAUCAGCUCUCAGGUCGGCUAUGGCAUGUUGGUGGUGAUGUCUAUACGAUCUCCAGCAGGUAGGAGAAGACAGGGAAGGUUGGGCGUGAUGGAAGAAGAAACUUUUGCUGAUUUCAUGGCUCUACGAGCGCCAAUUGAUGUUUGUACUCCGAAUGAUGCUUGUCCUCGUCUCAUCUUAGAAUAAACCCCUGUUGCUAAAGGAUGGAUGAAUUUCUGGUUUUGGCUUAAUGGGGGGGUUAUUUGUUGCAAUCUAUUUGUUUGAGUCGGAACAUCUUUAGAUUACCACCCUACUUUACCAUGGACUGAUAACGAGCACGAAAAGGCAUACAACUUUUGAAUUGAGAAGCACCAGCUUUGGGAAGAAGGCUAUUGCCACCUACGUGCCACGGCUUGGACUAGCACUUCAGAAGGUUCUUUGGCUAUGGCCAGCCUUAUCAUGAAGAUGAAAAAGGUCAGGAAUUGAUGAAGGGGGAAUUAGCAAGGAUUGCCCUGGAAGAACUGACAACAAACAGCUUGUACAGGACAUCCAGAACCCUGGGUAACGUUAUUCAUAGAAGUCUGUUCUUUAACGAGUUUUGGUGAUUAUUAUACUUGAAUCUUCGUAUAGUGGUGAUAUCCUAGUCAUGUUGAUGACCUUGGCUUGGAGCCGGCAUUAGAUGGCUUGGUUUCCUUGCAACUAUCUGGGCUAUUUGGAUAGAGCGAAAUUGACACGGUUUUAGAAGGAAAAGCGGUAUAUCUUCCAGGUUUUAAGUGAGCUUGUGAGAAGAUGGAGUGGAUAAGAUUGAGUAGCUUUAGAAGAGAGUACUCUGCUCUUUUGGUGUUGUGGUCUCUUAAUUUCGUUUCUACUUCAUGUUAACCAGGGGCAAUGAUGAAGUGUAUUGUACCUUUUAGGGAGCUCAUGGGUUUACACAUGCAUAUAUCCGUUCGUUAAGUGAUCGAUAGUCACCUUUUUAGAAAAUCUUUUCUUAUUUUUUAUUUGCUUCAGCCAUAUUUAUGUUGUUUUAUAAAUGUCUUAUUCUUUCCAAGGUUUGCGUCAUACUGGCAGAAAUGUGGUGCUUGUUCAAAAGGUCCAAGUAUGUAUCCACAAAGCUGGAGAAUUUAGGGCAUUCUCCAAAUUAUGCUACACUUCAAAAGUUCUGGAAACUCUGUGAGAGACAACUUAAUGUUUCAGGUUGGCUUUGUCAAAUGUAUUUCCUGCUCUGGUUUUACAAAUGUCUUUUUUCUCCUUUCUGUGCUUGGUAUGCUCGUAGCAUUAUAUCCUUCCACAAUUUGAACAACUCCUGUUCAUGUGUUAUGAAACCAAACUUGAUCAUCCGUAUAGAUGAGACAGAAGAUGAAGAUGCAAAUGAAGAAUAUAUCGAGGAGACAAAUAGAGAUACCAUUGUGAUUGCUGCCGCAAAACUUGUAGCCGGUGGUACUGUUUCGAAGGUGAAGGACAUAAUUUUAUGUAUUAUAUGAUAUUACAUCCUAAUUUUUUCUUGGCUUUGUAAUAGUCUUUCGAAGUGGAGCAAUAUUUUGAGGUACAUGAUUACUUAUAAAAUUUAAAAGUUGUUUUCGUGUAGCACUGAAGGAGUGUUUGAUUCAAAUGUGAAUUACUUACGCAGGAAAAAAUCAAUAUCCUUCAAAAUUUACGGUUGACACCCAUAGUUAUGCAGUUGGGCUAAUAAGUGCUGUAGAAUGCCUGUAAUUAUUCUUUUAUUGCACUUGUUGAUGUUAUCUUACUUUUAUUACUGGAUGUAUAACAUUUGGGCAUCUUUUCUUGGAUAUGUCAAUCACGAAUGAAUCAAUAUCUAUUGUUAUAUAGCUCACUCUCUUCGUAUGUGACAUAACUUGUUGAGUACUAUGGGACAUAUGUUUUCUGCUUUCUAAUUUAUUCAUUUUUAACCUAUUAAAAUCGGGUUGACAUUGCUAUUCUUCAUGUAGUAGGUUGGUGUAAGGGGAAUCGAAUUAAGGUUCUUAAAAACUUUAAGGUUGCCCCGUCUGAUGACUGAAGUCUUAUCCUAACUGAGGUUUGAUUGGAUCAGCUUGUGUUGGGUUGAGUUAGGCUGCUCCCCUCUGCAUUGGUUCUUAGUUUGGUACUGCCAAUGGAGGUUGGUACCUCUCAAUGAAAGCAUGUUAAAAUCCGUGAAUUUCGGGAUGGAUGCAAUUAAAUAUCCGAAAGAUGUGAAUGGUUGGCUAACCGACCUUGCAUUGGAAUAAUCUCAAUUAUGCAGCAGAGCUGGCAACUUAUUCUGGUCGAAGUGAGGAAACAUUUGUCUGGAUAAGGCCAUUCCCGACUACAGUCUAUAUUUCCAUUUUUUUAAAAAGCAAAUAACUCAUCCAUCUCAAUCCAAACAUGUGAAAGUUUGUGUUCUGGAAUGCAUGCGAUAAAAUGCCAGUUGUCAAAGGAUUGUCUUAGAAAACUUUCAUUGGAAUGCUCUCAACCUUGUAGAAAUGAUUCAGUCACUUGAUGCAGGUUAUUUUUCUUGGAUCCUUGAAUUAAUAGCUUCCUGAUCCUUGCAUACCACGAGCCUAUCUGAAAGGUUGAUCAAAAGAAUCAGAUGAUAAAUUAAAGUAUCUCUGCACGCACUGAAAGACACUUUCCUCCUGAAACAGAUCUAGGUGAAAGAUCGUUCAUGUUGCUUUUGAAAGACAUUGGCUGAUCCUUUUGAAAGAUCAUCGUUGCUGCAUAACAGUACGCGAAAUAACUAUUUGAGUACCACAGGUUGCAUUCUUCUUGAAGUAUGAGAAAUAAUAUUGGAGAAAACAUAUUAUCGAUUGCUUUUCAAUAGGUAUGAGAAACUUUUUGAAAAAAUAGUUAUUUUAAUGGUUAACUAUUUUCAAAAUUAUUUUUUCCUGUUAACCCAUUAAAGUGAGACAAAUUUCCUUGAAGCUGAAGACAGGCUAGGUAAAGUUGGAUGCUAAAGAACUGGUUGGUGAAACAUGUGAGGUAGGAAACUUCUAGGUAGAAAUAAGGAAAGGAAUUGACUAACUCAUUCAGACUGGGGAGAAUACUUCAUUCGACUGGGUGCUCCUGAAAUUAUGGAGUUUCAUUUAAGAGUGUAUCACAUGGUGUUCUCAAUCUGGAUUGUUCUCUGCUUAUGGUGCUUCCCUGGUUUAUUUACAGAAGAGCUCGUUUUAUGUUGACAACUUUCUUAAUUAUGAGAAGAAAUUAGAUUCCUGAAUUUGCAUUUCAUUUAUAUGGACAUAAUCAGUUCGUGCCCAUAAUUUUAGUUGGUAAAAAUGCAUUUCGCUUGCAGCAUCUGAUAAAACUAUUGUAUGCAGGAUUACCUUGGUCCAGAGAUCAUUUCUCAUUUUGUGAUGCAUGGGCCAAGUGUUACAGAAAUAAUCAAGCAUCUGAUUACAGUUCUAAAGAAAAACGUGAAUGAUGAUCUUUAUCCAAUGUUCUUGGAGGCAUUAAAAAGGGUUCGGAUCUAUUCUUCUUGAUUUCAAUUAACGUCGUGUAACAUUAAAACUAUAAUUUUAUCUUCUAUGUUUGUUUAUAAUGCAUGACUCUAAUAAGGCCUUCAGCUUUAUCCAGCCCGUUGCAUAUAUCAUGUAAUGCUGUUAUGUGAUGUUAAGAGUACUUUUUUAUGGGUUUCAUUCUGGAAUGUGCGUUUCAACUUGGAUGGAAAUGUGUUAGUUUCAGAGCAGUGUUGAUUUUUUUCAAAAUAACAACCGCGUAUACAUGCUAAACAUUGUAUGCUAUUUAGGGACGUCGAUAUCAUUUACAUUGUAUGUUACAAGUAAAACCAGAACCAAGUUCAUACAGCUUAAAGCUUGAUCUCUCAGUUCAGAAUAUUAGUGUGUGGAAAUGAAAUAGGGAACCACUACACAAUGGGUAUACUUUGACUACUAGUAGUAUUUGUGCACCUGAAGUACCUCAGUGUGCCAAUGAAUAGCUGAGAGCUUUUGGCAAAGUCUCGAGCAUGGAAACAUUAUGAAAGGCAAAACUUGUCCAUUGCUCAUUCUUUCUUGGCUGAUAAGAACAGAUUUUGGAAUUUAAAGUAAACAUUACAGGCCAUUGCUGAAUCUAAGACAGAUCGGGUUAAAGUGAUGGACAAGUUCAGCUGAUCAAUGUAGUGGGAUGUCCAAGGGUAUAAUAAUGCAGUGAUACAAGGACAAUUGACCUUGUCAUAUUAGGAAGCUUGACCCCAUUUACUUAAACGGAAACAAACUAUGAGACUGUCUGUCAGCGAAAUAAGAAAGUUCCGAGCUGCUGGCCGAAGGAUGGGCCUUUGUUUCAGCAGGAAUUCAGUGGGACGGUAAUUUUGCUAAUUAUGCGUAACUGGGUCAUACAGAGAAUGUGAAUAAUUGUGCUAAUUUUAGGACCAGUGUUUAUUAUUAUGUGAAGAUGUCUUGAACUGGGCUUUUUACCUCCAUCUUUUACUUGGCUUCCUGAAACAUUACUGAACAUAAAUGUCAUCCUAAUGACAUUGAGGUCUGUGAUAAACUUGUCUUUCACGAAGAGAGUUCUUUUUGCCUUACAAGGUGUCUCAUUGCUGACCUAGAUCCUUUGACUUAGUGGGCCAGGAAUUAUUGCCAUACGUUGUGAAUGCUUCACUUACAGAACAGCCAUGGAAAUGUGUAACGUGAGCAUGCUUCCCUCAAUAUAACAAGACGAUUUAUGUGCAGUGCUAUAUUACUGGCUAUGCUUUCAUCUUGCUUAAUCUGUGGAUCUAAACUAUAUGUUAUUCCCUCUGUUUUCCAUCGUUCAUUGAAAUUAGUGGUGCCGACUCUCACGUGAAAAUAAAUCUUAGGCGGAAGUUUUAUAAUUAGAUUAGGUUAGCUGGUGAUAUUCUGUGUUCGUGCUAAAUUAGACAGGAUUGUUGAACCGUAGCUCUGUUUCCCCAGUGAAUUUGCAAUCUUGGUAUUGUGGCUUAAAAUUCCGACCUGGAUAUUAUAAGGUCUUGAAGAAAACAAGCUGUAAGAAGGUUUUCUUACGCCUUCAGGUGUUAUAACAUAUGACGGGUGCACAGAGAUUGUCUUCAUGUUUUCAUGUUUCUAAUAGUUUCAUUUAUGCAGUAGUUUCUUCUUACUAGUGUUUCAUUUACAUUAGCGAUGUUCCCCUGUUUAUUCAUUGGUUUGCUUCCGGAGUUUUUUAUUAAUACUUCUGAAAAUAGUUUCCCUUCAUGUUUAUGUCCCUCAUUCUUUUCUACUGUUUGUUCUGGUGAUCAGGCUUACCAACGACAUUUGGUGAAUUUUCCAUCAAAUGAUGACGAAUCUUCUACUAGUAAGUCACUUGCAGAUUGCAGGGAAUUGGCUGUACGAUUGUCAGGAACGUUCAUUGGUGCAGCCCGAAAUAAACACAGGGUGCAGGUUCUCAAAAUUGUAAAUGAUGGUAUCUCUUUUGCCUAUAUUGAUGCUCCGAAGCAGUUAUCCUUUUUGGAGGCUGCUAUACUUCCAUUUGUAUCUAAGCUUGUCACCACUGACAUCGUAGACAUGUAAGAUCAAGUUCUUAAAUAUUUUAACUUUUGGUCGCUCUUGAUGCAUCACUGAUGACUGAUGAGCUCCCUAUUUCUCUCUAUUUCUUUGAAAAUAGUUUGAAGGAUGUGGAGAAGAGAAUAGAGAAUGUGAACACUGAUAUAGAUCCUAGCGGUUGGCGUCCAUACUAUAUAUUUGUCGAUCACCUGAGGGAGAAGUGUGCAAAGAAUGAGGGUCUUCAAGGUGAUUCAAAACUCCACUUCUUUUUGUAAAUAAUUCAUUUCGUCUUUUGAUGGAUUUACGCAUUUGACUUCUGGCCCAUGUAUUAUUUCAUUCUGCAUUUGAUACCUGGUCUCCAAUACAUGAGAAUGAUUUGGUCUUAUUUUUGUGAAAAAUCUAUUUUCUGUGGUUAAUAUGCGAUAAUUGUCUAUUUAUUAUUUGUGGCAGUAUAUCACUUCCAGGCUAUCGAUUUUUCUUUUUUUUUUACCUGUCGUUAUAUUAUGCAGGAGGCACUAGGGUUAUCUGUUCCUGAGUAAUUGCUACGCCCCUCCCUUUUCUUCCAGCUCAUAUCCCAUUAAAAUUUUAGCCAUUUUUCCAUAUCCUGUAACAUCUUUCUUUCGAACUGUCCAAAAUGGCCAAUCAUAAAAUAAUGUUAGACUGGGACCUAAUACCUCUUAUACGUAGUCUAAUCGUAAUGCACCACAAUACCCUGCUUAUCUUCCUAACUAAGCAUUACUUGGUUAAUCAGAUGAUACAUCUCAUCAUAUUGAAUGGUUUCUUAAAACCGUUAGUCAGUGAUGGUCAAUUUCCUACUCUCCGAGGCAUAGAAUGCUUAAGCAUGUUAAAUCCUCUAUCGAAUUUCUUCCUGAACUGUUUUCAUUCUCAAUGUGAUCUUGAUAAAUAUAGUAUUUUAGUAGAGCUAUGAUGUUCUCAGUAAUCCAUUAAACUGGCUAAAUCGACAUUAGGGGAUUGCCUGUCCUUUCUCCUAGGUAAUGUUGAGAAAAAAGAAACAGAGUUUCAAUUAGACUAGUCUAUGAUGAAGUAUUUCUUGGCAUUGACAGAAGUACUAUUUGCAUAA